This is a messenger RNA of Plasmodium cynomolgi strain B, 2877 nucleotides long. RefSeq lists its product as hypothetical. The record is from RefSeq and is a predicted model, not a curated record. Bases 1 to 2877 code for a protein of 958 amino acids. NCBI's taxonomy places the organism in Eukaryota, Apicomplexa, Aconoidasida, Haemosporida, Plasmodiidae. The transcript is spliced from 2 exons.
AUGAAGUUACAGUAUCACCUGUUGUUAUUCACGUUCCUCCUGUCGGAAGACGUACUUUGUCAUAAAAGUAUUUAUGAAGAUGUAAAGGAUGGUUCCACGGCAUCGAAGCAAGGGGGUAGUAGUAAUGUUGGAAAUGACUACUUAACCCACGGUGGAAUAAAGGCGUUGUGGCAAGGAGGGGGGAACGACAAAAAAGGGGAAGGAAACAAGAGUAGCAAUCAGAAGGAAGGACUCCUGUCCUCGCUACUCGGCUCAGUCAAACGACUACUCCUUUUUAAUAACCAAGAAAUUGAAAACAAUGUCCAAGGGAUCAGUGACAAUGUAGUCGAAAUGAAAGAUGGAAUAAUAAAAAAUUCGUCCAACAUAGCUAAGCAUGCAAGUAAAUUAAAAGAUGAGUUACAAAAGAACACAGCCUACUGGGCCAACGUCGUUAAAACGACUGUUAGUGAGGAGCUACAUCAGAUCGAUAAGUUCAGCAAGGAUCAGUUAGACAGACUGAAAAAGGAUCCUGAAAACAAAUUUUUUUUCACCAAACUGUUCCACGCGGACAGUGCAGCGGUAGAUAAUUCUUCUUCCCAUAAGGACAAGAAAACGAAAAAUGGAGAAGGUGCUUUGGGGUCUAAGGGACGAAGUGGACAUGACGACCCUGAGGUGGAAGAGGAAGAAAAGGCGAAAUCUUUUUGGGACUUCGUGCACACAGGGGGAGGGAAUGCAUCCCCUGCAGCAGAUGGGAAGAAGGAAUCGAGUACCGGCUUCCUCCGAAUGUUCAAAGAGGAUACAACUAAACCCAGUAACAUCACAGAGAAGAAAAAAUCCUUUUCGUGGUUUUCUACACACUCGUCUGAAAAUGGCGCUGCCAGUGGUAAGGACUCUCCUGAGAUGAAAAAUGCAAACGGAACGAAGGGACAAGAAAUGAUGAAAAUACCGUUCCUGUCACACUUCACCUCAAAAGCGGAGGAGGAAGGAAACUCGAAAAAGGGAUCAGCGAAUCAGCAAAACCAUCUCAAGGAUGACACGGAGAAGAAUCAUGGAUUUACGUUCAAUUUCUUCAAAGGGAAGGACAGCAAUGAGGAGUCCUCCCACAAAGAGGAGGAUCACCAACAUAGCGACUCACACACAAAUGAUAAAGGAACCUUAUUCCAAUGGUUCAAUCCCCCCUCUAAGGGAGCAAAGAAUGGUGAGCACUUACCGCAGAAGGAACAAUCGGGAGGAACGACACAUGACUCGUUUAAGGGGUCCCAGCAUGGUGAAGCGAAGGAGGAACAGGGAGAAAAAAAACAGUCCUUCUCCCUUCUGAACAUGUGGAAGGCGACACAUAAAGAGAAGGAGGGAAAUCACCACGAUGAAGCGGAAACAGAUGUAGGAAGCAACAAGAGUCAGGUGACCGAUGGGGAUGAAAGGUUCAAAUCUGACGGAAAAUCAUCUCACGGAGGAGUCACAUCUUCGGGAGAAACAACCAAUGCAGAAGGAAUAGCACAGUCCGAGUUGAGCAAAAGGAACAGUCACCUGGUUGACCUCAUGAAGAAUAUAUACGAUGUAAAGAAUGGUGAAACAGGUGAAAGGGCGGACAAAAUAUUAUCCUUUAUGCACACAGAGCAUGAGCACGAUGUGAACACCAACUGCCACCCAUUGGUAUCCUUUAAGACGUGUCUCAGCACGUGCUUUAAUGUACCUCCAGCGAUGGAAGGAGGCAGCAACGAUGAGACUGAUGACAAGAAGGAGAAGGAGGAGAAGGAGAAUGAGAAGAAGGAGAAGAAGGAGAAGAAGAAAAACCUGUCCGUUGGUGACUACAAAAAGUUGGAGAAUUGUAUCCUGAAAUGUAGAAAAACAAAUUUUAGUGAAAGAGCUCCGGGGUGCGCAACGAAAGACGGUUCCGUUAUCCCUGGUGAUAAAACAAAGCACGAGGAGAAACUGAAGAACUUGGAAAAGAGUAACUACAAGCUGGGGGAAGACUCCUCUGUGUUCUCCGAUUUGACUCUACGUGAUAAGUAUGCCGAUGGGAAGCAGAACCAAGCGCUGAACACUCCUAACGGGGAGACGCUCUCGGCGAACUCCACCUGGGUGAUGAACGCAGCUGGAAAGCAGCUCUCUACUGCGCAGACGGAGAUGCAAAGUGGUUCCCCCACGGAGACGCAAAGUGCUUCCCACACGGAGAUGCAAAGUGCUUCUCUCAAUUUCCCCACCCUGUCUGACAACAAACUGGGGACUCACUUGUACAGUAUGGAUUCUAGCAAGAGUAUCAUGGGAGGACAUAAAAAGGAACCCACUGAUGGAAAGAACAACAUGGUUGGGGAGAGCUCCUUUAGCUUUUUUAAAGCUUUUGCACCCCAAACGGGUUCUACAUCUGAUGGUAUGAACACACUCGGUGCAGCCAAUCCGUCGGACGAACUUAACAAUGGGAAAAACAGGGCUGCUACGGAAGGAGCAGCGGCGAAGUUAACCUCGGAAGGGGGAGUACAUGGGGGGGUCCUUGAAAGCGCAAAAGGUCGCAGUGGUGAUGGAAGUGGUGAUGGAAGUGGUGAUGGAAGUAGCAAUGGAAGUGGCAAUGGCCGUGGCAAUGGCCGUGGCGAUGAUGACGAUGACGAUGAUGAAGACUUGAACGACUUCAGCUACAUAUCGAAGGGAUUCUUUCUGCUCCUCCUGCUGGUUACCUUCUUCGUCUACCUCUCCGCCUUCACCAACAUAAUCACUCAGUUUUAUGUGUCAUUCAAGGAGAAGAUGUGCCUUUAUAUAAAGGGACAGUAUAGGUCUCCGUUCGAUCAGACACAUGGAGAAUCCGCGGAGGCCUUCUUGCCCAAGGGUCGCCAGCAGUCCUACGGCAACGCUCUCCACGGAUCGUACGAUAAUCUGUAUCACGCCUUCCAUGAGAACGCCUGA